Molecule: messenger RNA, 534 nt
Organism: Symbiodinium natans
Lineage: Eukaryota; Dinophyceae; Suessiales; Symbiodiniaceae
Source: the annotation of a GenBank genome assembly
AUGUGUCUGCCUUUGUCGAACUUCUCGGGCGACGACUCCCUGCUGCUCGUAGCUACGAUCAUGGCUUCGAUUUCGAGCUCACGCGAAGCGGGAGGCGCGCUGCCGCCCGUGGAGGCCAGCGGGGUGCUACUCCGAGCUUUCGAAGACUGGACAAAGGAGCAUGGAGCUCUUCGACCAGCCGACAUUGGGCGGCUGAUGCGGCAGCAAGGAUAUGCGCCAACGCAGGCGGAGCUAAGGAGAUAUGCCGAGGCCGCGGAGCAGGGCGCCAGCGCCGCUGACUUUGCGGCUUGGUGCCAGCAGACAGGUUACAAGGAUCCGUCUUUCGAAGACUUGAUCUCCUUCUUCGCUCCCUUUGACCAGGAGAGCACGGGAUUUGUGCCUGCCCGCGUGUUCCGGCUGCUGCUGAGCCAGGGCGAGGCUCUGGACAGCAAGGAGCUGGAUGCGACGCUGGGGGAGAUCCGGACGAAAGCUGGUUCCAGCGGCGAGGAGCUGGUGAACUAUCGCGACUUCGUGACCCUGGCACUAGAGAGAUGA